Molecule: messenger RNA, 1311 nt
Organism: Hemibagrus wyckioides
Lineage: Eukaryota; Metazoa; Chordata; Actinopteri; Siluriformes; Bagridae
Gene: psma8
Product: proteasome 20S subunit alpha 8
Exons: 7
Coding region: 115-870 (251 amino acids)
Biological process (GO): ubiquitin-dependent protein catabolic process
Cellular component (GO): proteasome core complex, alpha-subunit complex; nucleus; proteasome core complex
Source: RefSeq, a predicted model, not a curated record
UGCGAGUUGAAUUUCUCGGAGCCCAAACGCUGCCUGUGGAAGUUGGUGUAUGCUGCUUAGCUUAUAUAGCAUAACGCUUCUGUUCGUUUCUGAUCUCGUUUACAAAUAAAAAAAAUGGCAGCUAGAUAUGAUCGAGCUAUAACUGUUUUCUCUCCCGACGGUCAUCUCUUUCAAGUGGAAUAUGCUCAAGAAGCGGUGAAGAAGGGCUCUACGGCGGUUGGAAUCCGGGGUAAAGACAUCGUUGUUCUGGGUGUAGAAAAGAAGUCUGUAGCCAAGCUGCAAGAGGAGAGAACGGUUAGGAAGAUCUGUGCUCUCGAUGAGCAUGUGUGUAUGGCCUUUGCAGGUCUCACGGCUGAUGCAAGGAUCGUCAUUAACAGAGCAAGAGUGGAGUGUCAGAGUCACAGACUUACAGUAGAAGACCCGGUUACUGUAGAAUACAUCACACGUUACAUUGCUACGCUUAAACAGCGUUAUACCCAGAGCAAUGGCAGGCGGCCAUUUGGCAUCUCCGCCCUAAUUGUGGGGUUUGACUAUGAUGGGACUCCACGUCUGUAUCAGACCGAUCCUUCAGGGACGUACCACGCAUGGAAGGCAAAUGCGAUCGGACGCAGUGCCAAAACUGUGCGCGAGUUUCUUGAGAAGAACUACACGGAUGAAGCCAUUGCUAGCGACAACGACGCUAUCAAACUGGCUAUUAAAGCCUUGCUGGAGGUUGUCCAGACUGGUGGAAAGAAUAUUGAGCUGGCUGUGAUCAGGAGAAACCAACCUCUCAAGAUCCUAGAGUCCAAAGAAAUCGAGACACUGGUUGCCGAAAUCGAGAAGGAGAAAGAGGAGGAAGCUGAGAAGAAGAAACAGAAGAAGUCCUCAUAGGUUCUAAACAUACUCAAACUCAACUUCAAUACGCCGUUAUCAUUUAUUUGUUUUUCUUUUUUUUUUCUUUUUUUUAUACUGGCACAAGCACUUGGUCCACAGUUCGCCUCACUCAGGCCUCAUUUCUCAUCCACUGUUGCAGCGUCGAUAAUAAGAUUUAUUAUUAGGUAAUAAAUCCCCUUUCAUUACAGCACUGUUGUUUGACAUGCCUUUUUUAUGUCUUUAAUGAGAGGCUUUUUGUGCAGAUGAAAUUUGAAGCUACACCUUAAUUGGAUAUAAUGUACGAACCUAACGUUGCCUUCCAAACACAGUGACGGACAUUUAUAAGACUAAUUUCCCUGGUGUUUCAUUUGUCGACUGCUGUGAGCUCCAUAAUACAACUGAGGAUUUUGUAUGGAUUUGCUCAGACUAAUUCACCCAAAUAAAGUAUUGUGGUUUGUA